Molecule: messenger RNA, 6023 nt
Organism: Onychostruthus taczanowskii (white-rumped snowfinch)
Lineage: Eukaryota; Metazoa; Chordata; Aves; Passeriformes; Passeridae
Gene: GMPR
Product: guanosine monophosphate reductase
Exons: 9
Coding region: 344-1381 (345 amino acids)
Biological process (GO): nucleotide metabolic process
Cellular component (GO): GMP reductase complex
Molecular function (GO): GMP reductase activity
Source: RefSeq, a predicted model, not a curated record
GCCCUUAAAGCCGCCGCGGUGCCGCCGGCGCCUCGCCCCGCAUGGGGCGGUUGCGGACGGGCGACGCGUCCCCGUCUGCCCCCACCGCACACUGCCCGGCGGACAGGCGGGGAUGGCUACGGCAGUGGACGGGGCAGAGACUCGGCUAAAAACAGCCCUCGCCUAAUAAAGCGAUGGGGCCCGGUGCCCGCGCCCUAUAAAUACGCUCGGUGCGCGGCCGGCGGGCUUUGGCCGGCGCGGCUCGGCUCGGCUCUGCAGGCGGGGCGGUGCAGUCAGCACAGCAGGGCCGCCACUGCCGCCGCCUCCGCUGCCAGGACAGCCCCGGCACCCGCACCCCAGCGAGAUGCCCCGGGUAGACGCAGACCUCAAACUGGACUUUAAAGAUGUCCUGGUCAGACCUAAAAGGAGCAGCCUCAAAAGCAGAGCAGAGGUUGACCUCACGCGCACCUUCACCUUCCGUAACUCCAAGCAGACGUACACAGGAAUUCCCAUUAUAGUGGCAAACAUGGACACUGUGGGGACAUUUGAAAUGGCUGUGGUUAUGGCAAAACAUGCAAUGUUCACUGCAAUUCACAAGCAUUAUUCUCUGGAAGAAUGGAAACUGUUUGCUGCCAAUCACCCAGAAUGCCUUGAGCAUGUAGCAGCAAGCUCAGGUAGUGGACAAGAUGAUUUGAAAAAGUUAACAAGUAUUCUAGAGGCCAUUCCAGCUAUCAAAUACAUCUGCCUGGAUGUGGCAAAUGGAUAUUCAGAGUAUUUUGUGGAGUUUGUGAAGUCCGUCCGUGCCCUGUUCCCACAUCACACCAUUAUGGCAGGCAAUGUGGUGACAGGAGAGAUGGUAGAAGAACUUAUUAUUUCUGGAGCAGAUAUUAUUAAAGUGGGUAUUGGACCAGGUUCUGUGUGUACCACUCGGAUUAAGACAGGGGUGGGCUAUCCACAGCUAAGUGCUGUUAUUGAGUGUGCAGACUCAGCACAUGGCUUGAAAGGACAUAUCAUCUCUGACGGAGGAUGCAACUGCCCAGGAGAUGUCGCCAAAGCGUUUGGAGCUGGUGCUGACUUCGUCAUGAUUGGAGGAAUGUUUGCAGGCCAUGACCAGAGUGCUGGAGAUAUUAUAGAAAGGAAUGGCAAGAAGGUGAAACUGUUCUAUGGAAUGAGCUCUGAUACAGCCAUGAAGAAGCAUGCAGGAGGGGUUGCUGAAUACAGGGCUUCAGAGGGCAAGACUGUGGAGGUACCAUACAAAGGGGAUGUGGAGCACACCAUCCUGGACAUCCUCGGGGGGCUGCGCUCCACCUGCACCUACGUGGGAGCUGCCAAACUCAAGGAACUGAGCAAGAGAACAACGUUUAUCCGGGUCACCCAGCAGCACAACGAGGUGUUCUCCUAGCCUAGGCCUGGGGGGCUGGAGAGAGGGGUGGGGAAGAAGAGCAGGAAGGGCUGCUCUUUUCCUUUGCUUUCUCCUCCAUGUUGUGUUAGUGGCAAACUUCCCUCUCUCUCUCUCAGAACAGCAGUGUCAUAGCCAUUGGCUACGGCUGGGAUUUGGAAGGGGAAGGUCAUGCUAUUAACACAAUGCCAUUGAUUCAAAAUGCAAUAGCCUCAUCUUUUAUGGUUGUGCCUAUUUUAUUUUUUAAUCAUUUCUUCACCUGUUUUUUUUCCCCUUCUGAUAAAUAGCUGCUGAAACCUCAGUUAACAAGGAAUUGGCUUGUACAGACAUGGCUGUUAACGCCUGCACACAUUCACACAUUCCCGUUUCUAAGACUGACCUGUCAGCUACCACCACUUUCUGUAGUGCACCUUUAAGAAAUUGCAGGCUGGGAGAGAAAAAGAUGCAAGGAAUUGCAUGGAGAAAUAAAAAAUCAAAUUCUCUUCAUCAUUUUUUUGGCUAAAGAAUGGAUGUUACAGCACAGCUGCCAGCCUGCAAAGUUUCAGAGGUGGAUGGUAGAUGAGGCCUGGCUGCUGGUGACAUGUGAUUCUAAAAAUGCCAGAUCGCUGAAACUUUCAGUUCACAGGGCUGAUGUUGCUGUUCUUACUUAAACCUCCCUCUUCAAUGGACUUGCCCCUUCAGAGAAGCGGGCACUGAAUGUAGCAAAAUUGUGCUGGCCCCCCUGCCCCCAUCUGAGGAGAUCAUUCAGGUGAUCACUUUUCAGAGCUUGCCUCAUAAGUGCAGUUCCUGCUUUUAACUGCUCUCUGGGAACAGGUUUUAAAGACAUUGAAACUCAGCAACUGUAACCCUGACAAGGGUUACAAUUCUUUGUAGCCCUCCCUGUUCCCUUGCCUGCUCACAUCCAUUUAGCAAAGAUGAAAAAACGCUGUGCAGUGCAUUGUCUGUGGCCAGGUGGAGGAAGCCAGAGGGAUCAAAUUGCCUUCUGGUUAUGUGGUACCACUCCUUUGCAGUCCUUGACAUCAUGUAAAGCAAGAGAGAGCUUUUGGCAGAACAGUUUGGUUGAUUGCAAGACACUGUCAGGCUGAGAUGGAGUUAAAGCAUUUGCUCUAAAGGCAGUAGUGAAUGUUUGAGACUCUGGGUAACACCUCAAUAAAGUGGAAUGGCCUGAUAAUUAAUUGAUAAAUCACAAUGAAAAUUUCUUUAGAAAUACAUGUUGCAUCUACAUGAAUACCACAGUAGCUCGAUAUGAUAAAUGAUGUAAAAGUGAGCACCAAUGAAUUAAUAAUGCUUGGCCACUUACUUUAAACUGCUGCUGAGAUCAUAACGCAGCUAAUGUUACUUCAGUACUUCAGAGUCUUGUUUUCCCCUUCUGUAGACGUCUGUGGAAAGAGGCAGGCUUCCUUUGAAAAGCAAAAAAGUAAUCUGUAGGAAAAGGAAUACAAAGAUAAACUCUAGAAUUAAACUCAUACGCUGGACUGUUCAAAACGCCAUCACAAGGACUGGUACAGUUGACCAUGCUGAGAAGCAAAUCCAGGCCACAAGCUGAUCCCUGGUGAUUUUAAGUGUGUGGUGCAUACUGGGAAAAAAAAAAGCACAGGGUAUCUUCUAAAUUGCCUGGUAUUUUAAAUGUCUUCCAUUUAAUAUGUAGGAUGUACUUCUUAAUUGUGGGAUGACCUCUUCGUCUGCUUUGGAAGAGGAUGGCCUUGAUGUGAGCACAGGUUAUGCUUGUGCUGGCUGCAAGUACCAUUUGUCUUGCCCACAUAUCAUAAAGGAAUGUGAAUGCAGAAGAUCAGCAGGCCCUGUGAAUCUCUGUUCCCUCCAGCCUGGAAGCAUCAUGUUAAGAGAAUGCCAGGCUUCUCCACCACAGAAAGGUGCUGUGGACCACCUACUGCUCUCAGCUGCACUAGGCCCAGAGCAGGGGCAGUGUGACCUCUCUGCAUCAGUACAGCUGUGGGACAGCACUGUUCCUCUGUUUAUAUGAUGCAGAGGGGAAGCAAAUGGACACCUCUGUCAGGAGUGGGGUUAGACCACCACAGCCCAGGCCUGACCACAGGUGUGUCUCCAUACUGGUGCCUUCACAUGUGGGAAGUGCAGCACUCUGCUGGCCUCAUGCCCACUCUCACUAGCGCUUUUCUACUUUUUUUAGCUACAUUUCUAAGUGGAAUUUAAGAAAUGCAUAUAAGAAAAUAUAUAUAUAUAUAUUUGUAAACCUUUUUUUAAAAGAUCAUGCGCACACCAAAACAAGCAGCUUCAUGAUGGCCUCAGAACAGUUUCUUUUCCAAAGGGCAGGUGCUGGAGGCAAGGGGAGGCUGCCUCUCUACAAGUGUGGCAAAUGGGGCCACUCUUCCACCUCCUUUCCUUCCCCUCCUGCACAUACCUCUGAUCAGUGAUUAAUAGGAGAGGGACAGGCUAUUCUUAAGCUGUCCCCGGAAUUCUUCAGGCUGUGAGUGACAUUGAUGCCAUGAUGGUGACUGAUAAAGUUUUGAUGUUAGGUAUUAGGUUUUCUGAAUAGCAGGUCUUACCAUUGUUUUGAUAAGCAGCAUGUUUUCUUUCAUUUUCUCCUCUCGAAAAGUGAGCAGGAGAGAGAAAUGAGAUGCAGAAAGGCUGAACUGGUGGCAUGUCUGCAUCUCACCCAGUUAUAUGUGAAUUUUGUUCUGGAAUAACCCUUAGCUAUGUCAGUGCUCAUCAUUGACACUGUACAUCAUUGACACUGACACUGUGCAGCUCUGAGACAGGCUGGAAAAUACAAAAAAAAAAAAAAAAAAGCGCUUGAGUCCCCCUUUAACACCUGUUGCUGUGCUGCAGUUGUUGCUCUGAUCUUCACUUAGCCCCAGGUCCUGUACCCUGCUCAAGCCUGCUGCCACUCCCACAAGGAACUGAGGCAGAGGGAGCCAGGAACACACUUUGUCUGGCAGGAUGGUCCAAGUCAAGACCGCAACCACUGACAAAUGCCAUGUGCCAUUUGUAGAUCUACCUCACCUGCACAUCUAACUGGGUUCUUUGUUACUUGGUGUCCUUUUGUGGGAAAUGAAAUUUUUAAGUGCUUAAUAAUGCUUAAUGUUGAGUCAUUCUGCAUAACCAGGUCUUCUUUAACCCUACAGUCCAACCCCAUCCUGUCCAGAAGAAUGCUGUGAGUGUGACAGCGUGUACUGUAAGCCAGAGCCAUGCCUGCUUCCCCCAGCCAGGCAAUUGUUGAGCUCCCAAGAGCCGUGUUGAGCUUCCCACUGGCUCCACAGGGGUGCAGUUUAACAUACCAAAGACCUACAAGUGGGGAUGCUGAAAAAUGCAACAUUAUGUCAUUAAGCAAUCCCUGCUGAGCAUGUCUGCCUGUGGCUUCUUGAAACAUCAGGACACCUCUAACACCCCUGGCACUCCAGUGCUGCUCUGGGAUUGCCUUGCUUUGGCACAGGAGCAGCCUUGCUCACUCAUCGGUGGCUGUGGUGGCAGUGAGGAGUGCACUGUGCAAGUGGACUUGUUGGUGUGAGCAGUUGCUAAGGGGGUGGGCCUUGAGCCAACAUCCUGGCAGGUGCAAAACAAGCCAUGAAGGUCUCCAUUCUCUGGGAGAAACACAUUCCCAUCUGCUCAUUGGAACAGCCAGUCCCCAUUGGCCAUGGGGCAGGGGCUUUGGCUGUGCUUUGGUGCAGCUUUCUUCUCCCUUAGGGCAUGGUGGGGUUGAAUGUAGGAUGGGGACACCCUGUAAAUAUGGAGAGUUAUAAGGCAGGAUCAGAAGAAGCCUCUGCCUUUGGGGGAGCUUUUCCUAUUUAAAAUGUGCCUGUCUCUUCUUUCAGCUAGUCAAUAGCAGGGGUAGAAAGGAUGGGGUUAAGGAAGAAACGUGGCAGCUGUUGGCCAAGCUCCACUGUGCUGGGACAGGCGCUUUCAGUCAAAGACAUGAUGAGAGUUUGAAGCUUUUCUGAACCAAGCACUCCCUACUUUAUACCUGUUAAACUCCACUCUCGUGACAGACUUGUUGCUGCAGCUUUCUGCCGCUGUAUGUACAGUGUCUAUCCAUCACCAUCUCACAUCUCCCACUGGGGGAUGGUGCUGUUUAGUUGCUAAUACCAGUUUCACACCCAAAAUUCUCUUUUGGAGCCAGGAGGGCUUUUGCAGCCAGUGCCAGAUUUGGCGUUGUGCAGAAGAGAAGGGGGGAAAAAAGUCAGGGCUCAAGAACAGCAGUUUUCCCUCUGCAGCAGCCAAGGCAGCAGGUGGGAGAGGGCCAGCCCUUCCCUGCGGGCUGGGAGCUGCCAGGAGCAGCGGGGUUGAAGCAUGUCUCGAGUAGAUGCUGGCACAGCUCUGCACUCCGGACAGACCACCCCCUGCAGCCUUAGCUUCCUUUGUCGUCACUUAGAUGCUUAAGCAAGCCCUCCCCAACAUUUAUUUGACCCAGUGUUUGCUGGCUGAAGUUUUCAUGCAUAAAUCAGUUUGGAGUCCAGAACUCCCUGGCGUUGCCUGUGAUAACUGUGAAGUGUUUCUGUGUCAUUGGCCAAAAAGCUGCUCGGCUUUCAGUGUUUUGCUGCCCUGCUCAGCCCUGCUGAGAUGGUGAUGAGAGCGCUGCCCCCUUCCCUCUGCUGUGGCAUCCCCGUGUUCCCGGCCCAAUCAUCCCAGCUGCUCCCAAGUUUUUGUUAUGCAAUAAAGAGCUUCACCCUGA